AUGCGGAAUAAGAAGGGUAGGGUCUCUGUGAAGCCUAUUGUGAAGAAGAAUCAAGCGAAUGUUGAUCAUGUCACUGGUGAUAAGAUCCCUAAGACGCUAGAUGGAUUUGAGAAAGCUCAUGCUUCCUUACACUGCUCUCAGUCUAAAGGAGAAGAAGCGGAACACUUUAAGAGACUUCUUGAAUGUGUCAGGUCCAAUGGGUGUUCGCAUUUCCUUAUGCUAUCGAAGACAGAAUCUGCAUUGUCUCUGAGGGUAGCAAGAACACCUCAGGGACCGACUCUCACAUUCAAGAUCCAUCAAUAUUCCUUAGCAUCAGAUAUAGCUCGCUCUCAGCUUCGUCCUAGAUGUCCUCAAGAUCUUUUCAAAAGUCCUCCUUUGAUUGUCCUUUCUGGAUUUGGUACUCAGGAGCUGCAUUUGAAGCUUGCAACUAUUAUGUUCCAGAACAUAUUCCCUUCUAUCGACAUCAACACUGUCAAGCUUUCCACAUGCCAGAGACUAGUGCUUUUGCACUACAACAAAGACACAAAACUCGUUGAUUUCAGGCAUUACUCGAUAAGGCUUCAGCCUGUAGGAGUGUCUCGUAUGAUCAGAAAGUUUGUGCAAAACCAUCAGGUCCCUGAUCUUAGGAACCUGCAGGAUGUUAGUGAUUAUGUCACCAAUGAAGGAGAUGAAGAAGCGGCAACAGUUACACUAUCGUCUGAUCUCGGCCGAGUUAACCGGAGUUCCACAAAGAGCGCGGUGAAGCUGCAAGAAAUUGGACCGAGAAUGACGAUGCAGCUCGUUAAAGUUGAGGAAGGAUUGUGUUCAGGAGGAAUCAUAUUCAGUGAAUAUGAAAACGUGGAUGAAAAGAAAGCGCAGAAGAAGCAAGAUGGGGAUGAAGAAGAAGAUGGUGAUGAUGAUAGCGAAGAAGAAGAAGGUGAAGAGGGUAGUGAAGAAGAUGGGGAAGACAUGGAUGAAGAAGAUCUUGAAGAUUGAAAAUAAUUUAUAGUGUAACAUUUUGUGUGUCUUUACAUCAAAGUUUUGUUCUGUAGAUCUCUUAAGAUAUUAGUUUUCCAACAAAGAAAUGCUUGUGAAUUAUUCGCACAAAAAAAGAGAGAAAUGCUUAUGAAUUUAGUCUGUCUUAAUUUCUAUUUAUCUUUCUUUUAGUCUUUCUUUUUCUCUCAAACAAAA
Molecule: messenger RNA, 1170 nt
Organism: Thlaspi arvense
Lineage: Eukaryota; Viridiplantae; Streptophyta; Magnoliopsida; Brassicales; Brassicaceae
Source: the annotation of a GenBank genome assembly